Molecule: messenger RNA, 696 nt
Organism: Rangifer tarandus platyrhynchus (Svalbard reindeer)
Lineage: Eukaryota; Metazoa; Chordata; Mammalia; Artiodactyla; Cervidae
Source: the annotation of a GenBank genome assembly
AUGUUCCUGGUGGGCCUGACAGGGGGCAUCGCUUCGGGCAAGAGCUCCGUGAUCCAGGUGUUCCAGCAGCUGGGUUGUGCGGUGAUCGAUGUGGACGUCAUUGCCCGGCACGUUGUCCAGCCGGGAUACCCCGCCCACCGGCGCAUUGUGGAGGCCUUCGGCACCGAGGUCCUUCUGGAGAACGGUGACAUUGAUCGCAAGGCCCUGGGCGACUUGAUCUUUAACCAGCCCGACCGGCGGCACCUGCUCAACAGCAUCACCCACCCUGAGAUCUGCAAGGAAAUGAUGAAAGAGACCUUCAAGUACUUCCUCCGGGGAUACCGCUACGUGAUUCUGGACAUCCCCCUGCUUUUUGAGACCAAGAAACUGCUCAAGUACAUGAAGCACACGGUGGUGGUAUACUGUGACCGCGACACGCAGCUGGCCCGGCUGAGGCGGCGGAACAGCCUGAGCCGCGAGGACGCGGAGGCCCGGAUCAGGGCCCAGCUGCCCCUGAAAGACAAGGUCCGCAUGGCCCGCCACGUUCUAGACAACUCGGGCGAGUGGAGCGUCACCCAGCGCCAGGUGGUCCUGCUGCACACGGAGCUGGAGCACUCCCUGGAGUAUCUGCCACUGCGGCUCGGGGUCCUCACGGGGCUGGCCGGCAUCGUCGGUCUGCUCUACCUGCUGACCCACUACCUCCUGCCUGCCCCCUAG